Messenger RNA from Penicillium longicatenatum, 564 nucleotides. RefSeq lists its product as uncharacterized. The transcript has a single exon. The record is from RefSeq and is a predicted model, not a curated record. NCBI's taxonomy places the organism in Eukaryota, Fungi, Ascomycota, Eurotiomycetes, Eurotiales, Aspergillaceae. The coding region runs from base 1 to 564 and encodes 187 amino acids.
AUGGCAAACGAGAUCGAACAUGACCUGGACGUUAUUGUGUUUUGCACCGGACACCAUCUCGGAACUGCGUUCGACUGCUCAAAGAUGGUUAUUACCGGACGUGACGGUCAGUCUCUCCAUGACAAAUGGUUCGAGGAAGGCAUAUCAACUCUUCAUGGAGUGAUGAGUAGUGAGGUUCCGAAUUUGUUCUUUUCCGGGCCGUGGCAAGCAUCGACCAGUGCAAACUACCCAUACAUGCUUGACCAGCUCGCCACCCACGUCGCAAGCAUUCUGUCCAAGGUGGACAAGGAGGUCCGGUCACGAUCCCCUGGAGCUCCAGGUUUUCCUAGAUUCACAGUUGAACCGAAGAGAGUUGACGAGGAUGCCGGGGCUCUGGAGGUCAUGCUCCGAGCCCGUGGUCUCGCCAGUGGUGAGCUCUGCACCCCGAGCUACAUGAACAUGGAAGGGUCGAUCGCCCAAAUGGAUCAAGAGCAAGCGGCGAAGGCCGCCCGGGCUUCUAUUUGGGGGACGGGGGUGAAGGACUUCGUGAACACUCUCGCAAAAUGGCGAGAGGGGACGUUGUGA